AUGAGACUUCUGACUGCGCUCAAAACUGCCCCGUUGCUGGCGGCCUGCGUUGUGGCGAAGGCAAACUACCCUGCCAUCCCGGUAGAUACGACCACUCCUGUUCAGCAGCGCCUUGCCAUCUACGGUCCCAAUUCAAUUUCGAUCGGGUGGAACACGUACGAAAAGCUGAACGAGUCCUGUGUCGAGUAUGGAACGUCGAGCGAGAAGCUUGACCGGCGGGCGUGCGCAUUGGUCGAGCCAACCACGUACCCAACAUCUCGGACAUACGAGAAUGUGGUUAUCCUGACCGAUCUGACGGCUGGCACCACAUACUACUACAAGAUUGUGUCGACCAACUCCACCGUAGAUCAUUUUCUGAGCCCUCGCGUUCCCGGCGAUGAGACCCCGUUCAGCAUCAACGCGGUCAUCGAUCUCGGUGUCUACGGCGAGGACGGCUACACGAUCAAAGGCGAUAAGUCCAAGAAGGACACUAUUCCCACCAUCAACCCAGCCCUGAACCACACCACCAUCGGCCGUCUCGCCAGCACCGUAGAUGACUACGAAUUCGUCAUCCACCCUGGCGAUUUCGCCUAUGCAGAUGACUGGUUCCUCUCACUAGACAAUCUACUGGACGGCGAGAACGCUUAUCAGGCCAUUCUUGAGAACUUCUACGAGCAGCUGGCCCCGAUCUCCGGUCGAAAGCCGUACAUGGCCAGUCCCGGCAACCACGAGGCGGCAUGCCAGGAGAUACCCUUCACGACGGGUCUCUGCCCCGACGGGCAGAAGAACUUCACCGAUUUCAUGCACCGGUUUGGCCGAACCAUGCCGUCCAGUUUCACCUCGGUCUCCACCAACGACUCAGCGAAAGUGUUCGCCAACCAAGCGCGCGAACUGGCGCAGCCGCCAUUCUGGUACUCUUUUGAGUACGGCAUGGCGCACAUCGUCAUGAUAAACACCGAAACUGAUUUCGAAGACGCGCCCAGCGGAAAAGGCGGUUCGGCUCAUCUAAACGGCGGGCCUUUCGGCGCAAAGAACCAGCAACUCGAGUUCCUUGAAGCCGACCUGGCGAGUGUCGACCGCGAUGUUACACCGUGGGUCAUCGUCGCCGGCCAUCGGCCGUGGUACACGGCCGGCAGCGCAUGCACACCGUGCCAAGAGGCAUUCGAGGAUCUGCUGUAUACCUACGGCGUCGACCUAGGUGUCUUCGGGCACGUACACAACGCGCAACGCUUCUUGCCGGUCUACAACAGCGUCGCGGACCCUAACGGAAUGCAGGACCCCAAGGCGCCCAUGUAUAUUGUCGCUGGAGGCGCGGGGAAUAUCGAGGGCUUGAGCUCUAUAACCAAGCAGUUGGAUUUCACCGAGUUCGCAAAUGAUGAGGAUUAUACCUAUUCAACAAUCAGGUUUUUGGAUCGGAAUCACCUCCAAGUGGACUUUAUCAACUCGGUCUCUGGGGAGGUGUUGGAUACGAGCACGCUGUAUAAGAGUCAUGAGGCGCGGUUUGUGAGGCAGUGA
Molecule: messenger RNA, 1494 nt
Organism: Aspergillus nidulans FGSC A4
Lineage: Eukaryota; Fungi; Ascomycota; Eurotiomycetes; Eurotiales; Aspergillaceae
Product: purple acid phosphatase family protein
Exons: 2
Coding region: 1-1494 (497 amino acids)
Molecular function (GO): hydrolase activity; metal ion binding; acid phosphatase activity
Source: RefSeq, a predicted model, not a curated record